AUGGCCGUAGCGGAGGAUCCUGACACGAAAAAUGUCCCCCUAUUAAGUAUGACGGAUAUUCAGUGCACAUUUGCGAGCGGAGGCACAGGCUUAAGGGACUCUGUUGCAGCUUUAUUAAGGAAACCAGAAGGGUUCCGAGGGGCACCCUUAUUCGCUGACGACCGAGCCACGGAUCCUGUCACAGAUCCUGUUUGUCAAAUAAGACCUGAACCUGAAGAUCCGACAGGAUUACUCUAUAGGCUACGAAUCACUGAUUUCACAAGAUGUGGCGUACUCAAACGGAAUGCCCUUGAUAUGUUCGGGGUUGCGACUCAUGGUAAGUGUAAGGGCAUGAACCCUUACAGUUAA
Spodoptera exigua (beet armyworm) is the source of this 348-nucleotide messenger RNA. NCBI's taxonomy places the organism in Eukaryota, Metazoa, Arthropoda, Insecta, Lepidoptera, Noctuidae. The record is from the annotation of a GenBank genome assembly.